UACAAAUUGGAAUACAAGGAUAAAUACUCAUAGGGUGUUGAUCCCCAUGGUGCAGUAUGGCAACCCAGGAAGAGAACUAUAUAUAGGCGAGAGUGUGUGAGAAGUUCAGUGUACCGGAGAAGCUGUAGUGUGCAGGUGUAAUGAAGAUCUCUCUAGUGGUUUGUGUGGUGGCGUGCGUGGUGGCGGGCGGGCAGGGGCGGCCCCAGGCAGGAGGCUACAAGCAGCCUGAGGGAUACUUCCAGUACGUCAACGUUCCCGGUCACAAAGAAUACGAGUUUGGUUGGAAUAGAGGCAACCCUCACCAUUAUAUAUCCCGCUUCGAGCAGGCCAAGGACCACCGCUUCCGCACUAGGGUGAAGUGGUCUGACACAUACGACGGGUACGGCGAGCACUACUGGGAGUAUAACCAUGGCCCAAAAUACCCCGAACACGACGUUUACAAAGGUCCGGAACCCGCCUAUGGGCCCCCAGAACCCGUCUACGGACCUGUGGAGCCUGCCUACGGACCUCCGAAGGGAUACCCAUCCGAGAACAUACCAGUAAUUAUUUCCUCACCGCGUGAAAUCCAGGAAGGAUCUUACUCCUCUCCGCGGGAGUAAGAACAGGAUAUUAUAAACACCUUACCAAACUUUCCUUACCUCCCAUUCUCCCUCGGCCAUCCACCGCACGAGUUGCAUCCAUUGACGACACUGCGGCGACACUUUGGAGUUUUACAGACGACAGGUCUCCAAUUAUUAUUCCUAAAUGCCAAAUGUUUGUAAAAAUAAAUAAUUCCACGUUUGCCCAUCCCACCCUCUUAUGUAUGGUAUGAUUUACUAGUCGAGGAGGCCUGUAAGAGGGCAGGGCUCGCUGUCGUCUGGCUAGAGGCUACUGGACUUCGAUUCAUGGUGGAGCUUCGCUUCGCUCAAGGAAUGGAUGCCCUGACACGACCGCCCACUUAAGCCCUCGAUUUACUCUCAUAGUCACAAUAUACUAUCAUAGACACGUCACAGCCACGACAUACCCUUACAACAUACCCGCUACGACUCGUGUAACAGAUGAUUGAUAAAGAUUAAGCCACCCAAAAGGUGGCACGGGCAUGAAUUGGACACAGUAAGUGGAGGCUGUUUAAAGCCAUUACCAGUAGCUGAUACUGUAAAUCUGUGGAUGAAUGGGGUCAUCAUGGUCGCUCAUCCAACAAACCCACCUUCAUACCUGUGGUUGACGCACAAGCCUCUGCAGUGCACCACUCAAAAAUUAUCUUUUCCUCCCCCUGAACACUCACGCCCACGCCCAAAAUCCACCCUUAAACACCCUACAUUAUAGUCUAAGACUGAUAACACGCAAAUAUGCUUUUGAGAAGACACCACAGUUAGCUAGAAGUAUUUAUAUUUAUAACUCCUUGAAUUAUUUUGGGGAGUUAACUUGUAUCUCAUUCACAUGAUUUACCUUAAGUAUAUAUUACUGUAAGUAUGUCUUGUGUUUGUUAGUUUAUACGUAUUGAAAGUGUUAUUGUUGAAUAUUGUUAAACUAUUAUUUCGUAGUACUUAAUUUUUAUAUUAAAA
Molecule: messenger RNA, 1544 nt
Organism: Procambarus clarkii (red swamp crayfish)
Lineage: Eukaryota; Metazoa; Arthropoda; Malacostraca; Decapoda; Cambaridae
Source: RefSeq, a predicted model, not a curated record